ACGGCAGGCAGAGGCAGCUGAAACCUACCCACCCCUUUCUUCCCGGGCUUUCAAAGCACCAAGAGAGGGGAGCUUCCAAGAUGUUCAAAGGGGUGGGCAAAGGCUCGCCGAGCAGGAGCUCCCCAAGCAGAGGGCUCCCAAUCAAGCAAACCAAAUCCUCAAGUGGCAAUGACCUGGCUGUGCUCAUCUCACGGAUGCAACAAAGCGCUGACCAAGUGGAAAAGAACAUCCUUGAAACACAGACCAAACUUAAGCAGGAUACCAAUAACCACCAGCAAAGCAAGACUUUUGAGUUCCAGCAGCAGAAUGCCAAAAACCUGAAGGAGUCCGAGACCUUGUUGAAAGAUCUUUUCCUGGAUGUGGACAAAGUCAAGCGACUUAAGCACCCUCAGGCCUUAGAAAUAGAAAAAGACAUCAAGCAGCUCCAUGACCGGGUGACACACCAAUGUGCUGAAUAUCGGGAUCUCUAUGAAAAAUUUACACUACCUGAAACUGGACCCAAAGUGGACUGGGCAAAAAUACUUGAACAAAAGCAGAAAGAAGUCGAUACAGGGAAGUAUGGACCUACUCUUCCAGAGCUGGAGAAACAAAUAGCAGAGCACAAUAUUCUCCAGAAGGAAAUAGAAGCAUAUGGCCUUCAGAUCAAGAAUCUCCAUAGUCCGGAAGCAGCAGAUUUAAAGAACCAAUACAAGAGUUUGCUGAAAGCCUCCAUGUGGCGAGGCCAGAGCUUGGGCAGCCUCUACACACAUCUCCAUGGUUGCACUAAGGAGCUGGGUUACCUCACAGACCAGCAGAAUAAGAUCCUGAAGCAGGAUUGGAGUGACCAAAUGAUCGAUCCCCAAUUGGUACGCCGUGAAUAUGAAGAGUUCAAGAAUAACGAGCUCCUUAACCAGGAAGAAUAUGUGAAUACACUCCAGGAUGAUGGCGAGAGGAUGAUUGAACUGAAGCAUCCAGCAGUGACCCCAAUCCAGGCUCAUCAGGACGCUCUGAAGAAUGAGUGGCAGAAUUUUCUCAAUUUGUGUAUCUGUCAGGAGAACCAUCUGAAGAAUAUAGAGAACUACAUAAAGUUCUACGAUGAUGCUGAUGCUGUGAGCCAGUCGCUUGACAAGCUGAACAGUGAUCUUGACACAAAGUACAGCAAGUUCAACAGGGACAGCCCAGGCGUGGUGUCUGACCUCAUCCUUCAGCUGGAGAAUGAUGAAAAGACUGUGAAACUGGCUGAGAAGAACAUUGCUGAAUUGAAACGGAGGAGUAAAGAGAUCAGCCCUUUGAAAAUGCGCAGAAUUCAGCCCUCUCAACCAAUCUCUGUGGAUAGUCUUUGUGACUGGGAUUCGGGUGAUGCGCAGCUUGAAAGAGGUAUGAGAUAUACUUUGAUGGAUAACAACAACCAGGAGACCUGGCUUGUACAGGACAGCAGCAGAGAGACUAAGGCGGCGCCUGCUGUCUGCUUUUCCAUUCCACCUCCAGAUCAAGAAGCCAUAGACAGAGUGAAUAAGCUGGAAGGCGAACUGAAUACAGUAAAGCAGAAAAGAGCUACAGUUCAGAAUACUCUGAGAAGCAGCCACAAGGACCCUGUAAAGUCCAGCCAUCAGGCUCCAGUCAGGACCCCUGUGUUGGUCCAGGAUGAUUCCCAAGCUGAACAAUUGCUCUAUAAGCUGGAGAAAAUUAAUGGUGACUUGGGCCAGGUCAAGAAGGAGACUUUUAGCCGCAUGAGAGCCCCACUAAACCACAAUGACCCUAUAGAAGACCUUACUCAACGGAUCAGAGAGCAGGAGGGAGCAACAAGGAGACUUCAAGUCAUAGGAACAGAAAAGGAAACUGCUCAGAAAGAGUGUGAGUCGUAUCUUUCCAAGAAGCCUGCUGGCACCAUGGCCUCCCAGCUUCCUGUGACCCUUAACAAUACCAAGAACAAAUACAAUGAUGUUAAGGUGCUCUCGAGGCUCUAUGAUGAAAAAGCUAAAGCAGCCCUGAAUCUGGAGAAUCAGAUAGAGAACACAGACAGGAUCAUCAGCAACUUUGAAGCCAAAUUAUCUCAUGAUGGCACCAUCCCAGCCUCACCAAAUGCACUUCAGGAUCGAGCCAAUGAACUUCAGAAACUGAAGCGCGAUUUAGUAAAACAGGAGGACUGCUUGCUGAAGCUUAACCGCAGCCUUAAGGAUGCAGAGCAUUGCUGCAGCGCGGUCCAGAACAAUUUCCAAGAGUACUGUCCAGAUCUGCCAAGGCAGAAGAAGGAAGUCCAGCUCCUUAAUGACCGAUACCAUGCUGUGGCUGACCAGUUGGAUCACCGGGAGAAGACACUGCGGAACACUAGCCUCACCUACCAGCAGUUCCAAAAUGCCAAUGAGAACCUGAUGUUCUGGCUCAACAAUCUUCCCAAAUACCAGGUCAAGACCACAGAUGGACCCAGCCAGAUCAACUACAAGCUCCAAGCUCAGAAGAAGGAGGUCAGUGAGACAGUACAGGUGAUGCAUGGGCAGACCCAGCAAUCGGAAAACACAGGCAGAUCACUGAGAGAGUCAGAAGCCCUGAAAUCUCAGCUGGAAGAGGAAAAGAACAAGAAAGCCAGGGUUGAGGAAGAGCUGGAGGAACAAAGAAGCAAGCUUCUGAUGCUGAAGACCCAGCGGCCCAUAGAAAGAGUAGAGGAGAAAGAAGUAAUAGAGUAUUACAGAGAUCCAGCUCUGGAGAGUGACAUCUCUAAAAUAUCUCAUCAAAUUGAAGGUGAAAAGAGGAAGAGAGAGGGCCUAUUGGCGGAUAUUGAGAGAAUGAACAAUAAGGCACUCCAAAUGGAAACAGAGAAGAAGGUUGUGAAAAACCAGCUGCUUACAAAAGAAAUUACUAAGAUAGAGAAAGAUCCAAGCCUAGAUGCCCAAGCUGCCAGACUCCAAGAGGAAAUCAGGCACCUCCGUGAGAAUUCAAAUUCCUUCUCUGAACUUGAAAGGCUGAGGAAAGAGCUUCACAGGCUGGAGCAGAUGCAGCCAAAUAUCCGAGAGAAAGUGGUGUUAAAAGAGGUAGUCAAGCUGGAGAAGGACCCAGAGAUGCUCAAGGCAAUUAGGACACUGCAGAUGCAAAUUGAUGAAGAUAGUUUUAAAAGGAAGUCUGUCAUGGAGACAACAGCAAAACUGAAAAGUAGAAUUGAAGAGCUUGAAAAGCUGAUUGAAACAGCAGAACCAAAAGUCAUUGUGAAGGAGGUAAAGCAAGUGGAACAAGACCCAGAGCUUCUGAAGGAAUCUUCCAAGCUUCAAACUCUCAUUGAUGAGGAGAGGAACAAAAACUCGUUGCUAGCAAGUGAACUGGAAGAGCUACAAAGCAAAUACAGCACUGUAGAGAACCAAAAGCCUAAGGUUGAAGUUAAAGAAAGGAUCAAUGAAAUAUUUCGUAUAGACCCAGAAACAGAGCAGGAAAUAGCACGUUUGAAAAGAGAACUCCAAGAAACCACAAGGAAAAGGACAAGGGUUGACCAGGAGGUGGAAGCAGCCUUGGCUGAGCUGAAAGUUCUUAGAUCUCAGACCCCUACCGUGGAAUUUCAAGAGGUCAUCCAAGAGGUGGUGAAGACGGAGAAAAGUCCAGAGAUUCUAAGAGAAAUAGACAGGCUGAAACAACAGCUGAAUGACCUUGUGAAUGCAAAUGGCAGAUCCCAAGAACAGCUGAUCAGGCUACAAGGGGAAAGGGAUGGGUGGAAGAGGGAAAGAUCCAAGGUUGAAACCAAACUAGUUACAAAGGAAGUUGUUCGGUAUGAGAAUGACCCUCUGCUAGAAAGAGAGGCUGAACGCCUCCGCCAAGAAUUACGUAAUGCAUCACAAAAAAGAAGAGCAACAGAAGAUGAUGUCUAUGACCUGCAAAACAAAUACAUGCUUCUGGAGAGGAGAAAGCCUGAGGAAAAAGUGGUGGUCCAGGAGGUUGUUCUUACACAGCGAGACCCUAAGCUCAGAGAUGACCAUAGCAGGCUGAGCAAGAGCUUGGAUGACGAAGUGAGCAACCGCCGGCACCUGGAACGUGAGGUCCAACAGCUCAGGGCAGUGGUGGAAGAGAAAGAGAAAUUGCUCAACUUCCAAGAUGACCGAAACAAAAGGCUUGCUUUGGAAAAAGAAAUGAGGCAGAUCACCUUACGGAUAAAGGAAAUUGAGGAAAGCCCAGCCCCAGUCCAAGAGAAAAUAAUAAUGGAAGAAGUGGUCAAAUUGGAGAAGGACCCAGUUCUUGAGCAGUCCAGUACCAACCUGCGCAUUGAGCUGGACAAUGAGAAAGCUCAGGUGUUGAGCUUGCAGAGGGAGUGCAAGAGCCUUGAAGUCCAAAUUGACGUUUUGCAAAAAACAAAGUCCCAGGAAAAAACCAUCUACAAGGAAGUCAUUAGAGUAGAAAAGGAUAGAGCGCUAGAAAACGAGCGAGCGCGUCUCUGGGAUUUGCUAAGCAGGGAGCGAGCCAGCCGACAAAAUGCAGAAGAAGGUAUCAGGCAUCUCAAAGAAAAGAUUGAGAGAGCAGAAGGCAUGAUGAGAACAUGGUCCAGAGAAGAAGCUGAUCUCCAGAAAACUCGGAGUGCUGCUAUGCAAGAGAAGACCCAUCUUGAGAAUGAGUUAAGGGAACUGGAGAGGCAGAAGGACCAGAAAAUCCUCUUCCUUAGAGAGCAGUCCAAACUCCUGAGCCAAAGGACAGAGAAUGACAGGCAAAAGAAGAUGCAACUUGCUCAAGAGCUUUCUCGGCUUGAAUCAGAAAUACUUACAGAAAAAGAUCAGAUUUAUGAAAAAGAAAGGAAUAUCCGGGAACUCCAAUCCAAAGUUAACAGGGAGGAGCUGAACAAUGAGACCCAAAUGAGAGAGACCAAUCUCUCCACUAAGAUCUCUAUUCUGGACCCAGAGACAGGCAAGGACAUAUCACCCUACGAGGCCUACAAAAGAGGCAUGAUAGACAGAUGUCAGUACAUCCAGCUUCAAGAAUUAGAGUGUGACUGGGAGGAAAUCACAACCCUGGGGCCCAAAGGUGAAAUUUCUGUCCUUCUUGACAAGAAGAGUGGAAAACAGUACUCCAUUGACGAUGCUCUGCGGUUUAGAAGGAUUACCAAGGAGGAAUAUCAGCUCUACAGGGAAGGCAAAAUCCCCAUUUCUGAGUUUGCUCUGCUGGUAGCAGGAGAAACAAAGCAGAGUUCUUCCCUUUCUCUUGGUUCAAUCAUCUCCAAGUCUCCAGCUACAUCCCCUGCCUUCCAGAAAAAGCAGAGUUUCUUUCCUCCUGGGCCACAAAUGGCUUUCUGUGAUGACACUUUCCCCAUUGCUGGAAUAUAUGAUACCACCUCUGAGAACAAGUACAACAUUAAGUCUGCACUUAGUAAGAAGCUCAUAGAUCCAAUGACGGCUCAAAAGCUUCUAGAGGCUCAAGCUGCAACAGGAGGCAUUGUGGAUCUUAUUUCACGGGAUCGCUACUCUGUCCACAAGGCCAUUGAUAGAGGAUUGAUUGACAACACCUAUAUGCAGAGGUUGCUGAAUGCUCAGAAAGCUUUCACUGGGAUUGAAGAUCCUGUCACCAAGAGAAGGCUGUCUGUAGGAGAGGCAGUCCAGAAAGGGUGGAUUACCAAUGAAAAUGCCUUCCCUUAUUUACAGGUCCAACACUUGACUAGAGGGCUUAUAGAUCCCAAGAAAACUGGUCGAAUCCCUGUGUCAGAGGCUGUCCAGACAGGCAUGCUUAGCAGUGACCUGGCCAUGAUGCUGGAAGAUGAAUCGAACUACGAGAAGGAUCUUGUUGAUCCUAUCACCAAGGAGAAGAUUAAUUACAAGGAAGCCAUGGCUCGUUGUCAGAAAGAUCCUCUAAGCGGGCUUCUGCUGCUGCCAGCUGCUUCAGAGGGAUACCAGUCAUAUCAAUCAGCAAACCAUUCACCCACCUUGCCUCAGUUCAGGCACUGAAAGACACAUCACAUUCUUUAAUUCUCUGAUGGCCUCAUCAUCUUUAAUUCCCUGAUUGCUUUAAAUGUGACCCCGUGCCCUUUCCCUGUUGGACACUAGCUCCAUUGUUCUCCUUCCACUGGCCAUGCCGGCUGGGUCUGAUGGGAAGGGAAGCCCUAAACAUCUGGAGGAACAAGGUUGGGUCUGAUGGGAAGGGAAGCCCUAAACAUCUGGAGGAACAAGGUCAGGAAAGGCUGUUUUGAAUCCUAAGCAGAACUCAUAUCCUGUCCAUUGGUUAACAAAACACUUGGCAAUUUGCGAGGGUCUGUGUGCUAUUCUAGGUAGGUAAUCUUACUUCAUUAUACCAAGGCAGCAAUGCCUCUUAAAAGUGCAUUUCUCAGGGUGGAAGAGUUUUCAUGCAUAAGUAACUGAAUGCUAUAGGGCAAUAAAGGGGAUUUCAAAAUCAAACAUAUGUACCGUACUUGGGGAAUCAUGCACAUCAAGUUUGAAAAGAUGUGCAUCAAGGUGCUUUGCGCUUGUUGUCAUGCAUUUAAUAAAAAU
Messenger RNA from Pogona vitticeps (central bearded dragon), 6425 nucleotides. The record is from RefSeq and is a predicted model, not a curated record. NCBI's taxonomy places the organism in Eukaryota, Metazoa, Chordata, Lepidosauria, Squamata, Agamidae.